GAUACAUAUUUGACGCACUAUCGCUGGUAACAGCUGUUGGAUCGACUUUUGGACUUUUGUAAUUCUUGUGGCAGUUUAUAAUUGUAAACAAUAUGUUUGCCAACAACACGCGUCAGCUAAUGCGCAGCAGCUUUUUGCAGCGUUGCAAAAGCACACUUGUUGUGGCGGAGCACAACAAUGAGGCACUGAGUCCUAUUACCUUAAACACCAUAACGGCGGCAAAGAAGAUCGGUGGUGACGUCACAGUGCUUGUAGCUGGCACUAAAUGUGGUCCCGCAUCAGAAGCUGUGGCCAAGGUGGAGGGCGUUACUAAGGUCUUGGUGGCGGAGAAUGCCGCUUUUAAGGGAUUUACCGCUGAGUCUUUGACUCCGCUGGUGCUGGCCGCCCAAUCGCAGUUUAAAUUUACGCAUAUCCUUGCAGGUGCCUCGGCAUUUGGCAAGAACGUGCUGCCACGUGUCGCUGCCAAGCUGGAUGUGUCCCCCAUUUCGGAGAUUAUCGAUGUCAAGUCAGAAGACACGUUUGUGCGCACCAUUUAUGCCGGCAAUGCCAUACUGACGCUUAAGUCUAAGGAUCCCGUUAAGGUGAUCACUGUACGUGGUACCAACUUCCCACCUGCUGCUACUACCGGUGGAAGUGGUGCCGUAGAGCAAGCGCCCGCUGGCGAUUAUGCCAGCAGCUUGAGCGAAUUUAUCUCGCAGGAGCUUACCAAGUCGGAUCGCCCGGAGCUGACAGGCGCCAAGGUGAUAAUAUCUGGUGGACGCGGUCUUAAGUCGGGCGACAACUUCAAGCUGCUCUACGAUCUGGCUGAUAAAUUUGGCGCUGCUGUGGGUGCCUCUCGUGCUGCCGUAGAUGCUGGCUUCGUGCCCAAUGAUCUGCAGAUUGGCCAAACCGGCAAAAUCGUUGCACCCGAGCUGUACAUAGCCGUCGGUAUUUCAGGCGCCAUUCAGCAUUUGGCCGGCAUGAAAGAUUCCAAAACGAUUGUGGCCAUCAACAAGGAUCCCGAGGCGCCCAUUUUCCAAGUAGCCGAUAUCGGCAUCGUUGCUGAUCUGUUCAAGGCGGUGCCAGAGCUAACGGGCAAAUUGUAAUCCCUCAAACUGUGUGCAUAAAUAUGUUUGGUUAAAAUCAAACCUAUGAAUAUAAAUUGUUGCAUUUAUUUGGAUUUAAAGUUUAAUGAUGUCUCUACUAUUGCAAACGACGUGCAUUCACGCUCAUGUUUGCCUUAUUCUGUAAUAAACGAAGAUUUACUGUACAAAUAAUAAUUUAGCUAAAUUAAC
This is a messenger RNA of Drosophila busckii, 1274 nucleotides long. It is a transcript of the gene wal, whose product is annotated as electron transfer flavoprotein subunit alpha, mitochondrial. The transcript is spliced from 4 exons. Bases 93 to 1085 code for a protein of 330 amino acids. The record is from RefSeq and is a predicted model, not a curated record. Lineage: Eukaryota; Metazoa; Arthropoda; Insecta; Diptera; Drosophilidae. Gene Ontology annotation, molecular function: electron transfer activity; flavin adenine dinucleotide binding. Gene Ontology annotation, cellular component: mitochondrion.